UAUCCUACAUACUGCAGUUGGCAUGCUCUCGAUUUCUUGGUUUGGUUUCGCCACGGUUUUUUCAGGGUCUCAUCAUGGCAGCUUUAAACGUGGGUGCGCUCAAGAAAAUGUUACCCAAGCGGUACAAGCAUAGGGGCUUGAUUGUACAGGAACUCUUUAAUGUGAUGUCCCACUACAAGUGCCUUAUGCCUGUGGUGGAAAAUUAUGUCUUCAAUGAUGGCAACACCCAACACUUAAUGAAUUUGACGGGAACUGUUCCAGUGCAUUUCAUAGGGAAGCAGUUCAACAUUCCGGUGUGUUUGUGGCUCUUGGACAGCUAUCCCAGAAUCCCUCCGAUCUGUUUUGUAAAGCCCAGCAAUGAAAUGAUGGUCGUUACAGGCCAAUACACUGACGCCAAUGGCCAGAUCGAUCUCCCUUACCUGCAGGAAUGGAGCUAUCCCCAGUCGGACCUGCUUGGGCUGAUCCAGGUUUUGGCCGUGGUGUUUGGGGAGGAACCCCCUGUUUGUAUUCGCCCACCACCAAACUCCAUUCCUGUUCCUGUCUGGGAGAACUGGGAAGCUCCUGAAUCUUGGGGAAAAACAGAAGUCAUUUCAUCUUCUGACAAGGAAACGUAUUUCACUCUGAAAGGAGAGGAUGGACUGUUGAUUCGCUCUGAAAAUGAAUCUGAUUGCUAACUGCUGUAGUACCCUCUUCAGGAUUGUUUAAUUUGUUGCAAAGAACCCACAGGAGGAGUCCUCUGAUUCAGCCGACCUUCCUUGUGAUAGGAAGGACUGUAGCACUGAAAAUAAUAGACCCUGUUUUCCGUGAGAGGGCAUGUUCUAGGAAGAGAGUACAGUUUAGUGGUAGGAAUAGACGAGCAGUGUUGGGCUGAAUGGCCUGUUCUCGUCUUACGUUAUGUUAUGUUAAGAGAUUUGGGAUUAGGCCCCAGUGUUUGGGUUAGGGUAAAGAUGGUGCUCUGGGUGGGGAUAGGGCCUGGAAUCACCUCCUUCUGGAAUGUUCUCGCUGGCCACUGCUCACACUGUCCAAUUCGUUUUUGAGAACAGCCAAAGCAUUUCCCUGCUGUCUGCCAUGUCCUGAAAAUCCUGGCUGAUCUAUUUUUCCUGGAUUUUAGAUGGAAGUCUCUCCCUCGGGCACCAUAGAAGCUAGUGUGCUCAAAAGGGGUGUGUGGUUGAAAUUGUGGUGUUUAAGAAACUGAGCAAUAUGUCCUCAAAAAAUUGUACUUGAUUUUAAAAUUAAUUUAUUUCCAAUGUGAAAGCUAUAAGAGAAGUUUCAGUUAUCAGUUCAUUAUCAGUGUAUUACAAUUCUUGUCCCACCUUUAUGUAGAACAGUACCAUUUAUUGGCCAUUUAAUGUAUCAAAAUGAUCCUGAGAUUUCAAAUUGAAAUUUGAACUUCAAUUAAAAUUUGAAAUGGAGGGGGGACGACGACGACAGAGUCUGUGAUUUCCAGUAAAUGAAAAGACAGUCAACAUUGUUGUUCUAUUAAAUACAUUUUUUUUUUAAAUGUAUGAAUUGAAAUCUAAUUUUAUGUUUAUUUAUUUAUUUUUUUCCAAAGCAAUGGCCUACAUCUCUGAUGUUAGUAUACACUCUCAUGUGUGGAUUUGCUUUUAGGGACCAAUGACCAAUUUAUAAUCUAAUGACAUUUUGGAUUUUGGACACCUUUGUCCUGGAACACAGGCUUGACUAUGCACUGAGCGGUGACAAACCCAGCGUUCGACUUUCUGGCUUUUGGGUUAGGCCAACUGGGCUAAUUUUAUAUUAUUGUGCGGGGGAAAAUGACUUUGGGCAGUUUGCCAUAAUUUGGGCUAUUUUUUGUUAUAUUGAGUUUUUUAUCUUCCAUUUUCAGGAAGAUUUACAUUCAUUGGUGCAAUUUGUUUCUCCUCUGCCUUUUCCUCGAUUGGUAUUCUGGUAUCUGACAAUAGACAUAGUUUCAACAUUCAAAAAUGGCAAGUUACUCACACAUACAAAGCACUGUCUGUAAGUCACUAAUUCAAACUUGAAAAAUCUAUGUCUGCCAUUAAAAGUAUUGAUGUCAAAAUUAGGCCAAGAAGUUACAAGAAGCAAUAUUGGCUAUUUUAGCUCACACAAAUUAAACAAGCUGUAUUCCAAAUCAGUGCUUCCCAACAUUUCCUAAAUUAUUUAAAGUUACUUGGCGCUGUGUGUAGAAGCAUACAGUACAUUAAUGGGGCAAACAUAUCUGUGUAUAGUUUUGUAAGUGUGAAGAUUGAUUUAAUAGUCAAUAUGUCAAAUUGUGUCUGUAUUUAUGUAAUAUAUCAAUAUUAAUAUAAAUAUUGAACCAUCUUUCAAAGUCACUUAGAUCUUUUCCUCUUCCCAACCUGGUCUAAAAUUGAGGUCAACUGGGCAUG
This is a messenger RNA of Anguilla anguilla (European eel), 2363 nucleotides long. RefSeq lists its product as uncharacterized. Gene Ontology annotation, biological process: protein transport; protein modification process; endosome to lysosome transport. The transcript has 6 exons. NCBI's taxonomy places the organism in Eukaryota, Metazoa, Chordata, Actinopteri, Anguilliformes, Anguillidae. The record is from RefSeq and is a predicted model, not a curated record. Gene Ontology annotation, cellular component: ESCRT I complex. Gene Ontology annotation, molecular function: ubiquitin binding. Bases 75 to 674 code for a protein of 199 amino acids.